Megalobrama amblycephala (Wuchang bream) is the source of this 1657-nucleotide messenger RNA. RefSeq names its product embigin. Gene Ontology annotation, cellular component: external side of plasma membrane. The coding region runs from base 142 to 990 and encodes 282 amino acids. Gene Ontology annotation, biological process: positive regulation of T cell proliferation; negative regulation of T cell proliferation; cellular response to lipopolysaccharide. Lineage: Eukaryota; Metazoa; Chordata; Actinopteri; Cypriniformes; Xenocyprididae. The transcript has 8 exons. The record is from RefSeq and is a predicted model, not a curated record.
UCAGUGUUUCUGUCUUGUUUGGUCAAAUGCAGCAGCAGUCAUAAACCAGACAAGAUCAGAUGGAAAUUACCAAACAACAGAGAAAUAAAGCAGACGACUAACUCUAUUGAACUGAACCCACUCUAUCAGGGCAGAUUUCACAUGUUUGGUAAACAUUCAGGAAAUUUCUCUCUGCUGAUUUCUAACCUGACGGAGAAAUAUGAAGGACUGUAUUCAUGCUGGAUUAAUGAGAAUCAACACAAGAGCUUCAAUCUCACUGUUAAAGGCUGUGUUUUAUCCGAACAUCCAAUCACUAUCAUCUCAUAUGCAGGAGAAUCCGUGACGCUUCCAUGUUCCUGUGAAGAUCCAAAAACCAAACCAGAACACGUUGAAUGGAAGCGUGCAGCUUUAAAUGAGACCCUGGUUUCAGAUUCUAAAGAUGUCAGCGGACGCUUCCAGAUCCUUAGAGAAUCUCCUCAUAAUCUCUCUUUACGGAUCUCAAACCUGACUGAGACUGACGGAGGAUUAUAUGUGUGUACAGUCAAUGGAAAACAAUCCAGACGCAUAAAUCUCACUGUUACAGAUUUCAGCAAAAGUCGUCUCAAAUACUCCCUGAUGUUUCUGAUCUGUCUGAUGCUGCUGCUCCUGACUGGAUUCAUCUGCUGGAGAUAUGCACAGGCAAAAAAGGGAAGGAGAGGAACCCAAGUGACCCAGAGACCAGAUCAUCAGGAUGAUGUGACGUACUCCACUGUGAUGAAGAUUAACAGAGGAAAACCUGCAGAAAACCAACAACAGGAUGAUGUGACUUACUCAAGCGUAAAAGACAUUAAAGGGGGAAAAAGGACUUGUAGAAAGGAGGAGGAGGUUGUUUAUUCUACUAUGGCAGACGUGAGCAAUGGCAGAUCUGCUCAGGAUGAUGUCACAAACUCAUCUGUAGUCUGCAGCAAAUCUCUACAGCUGAACACUGAGGAGGCCGUCGUCUACGCAAGUGUGCAAAAAGAUAAAAUGUGACACACUUACCAAAAACAAUAAUUUUCAGUCGGUUUAUUGUUUUAUAAUCAUUUCAAAGAGUUUGAUUGCUUUUACAUUAACAGAAUUUGCUUUUUACUGCAUUUAUCCUACUAGCUUAAUUUAGUGUCAUAAUUUACAGUUUGUAAAAAUUGACACUGUUUGAAUAAACUGUUACAUUUCUAUUUUUGCAUUUUGUAAGAUGAUUGCGCAAUUCUGUUUCAUUCAGUUUAAUGUAUUUCUUCAUUUCUUUUCUUCAUUUGCAGUGACUGUAUGAUGCUACAUAUUAUGUUUGUGAAAAAUAAUUUGGUUCAAAACCGUAUAAUUGCUCAAAUAAUUUAUGAAAUGUCCGUUUAUUGUAGUUUUCACAGCAAGUUCUGGUUUUAGCUUCUUGAAGAAACUUGUAGAAUUAUGAAAAAAUAAACAGAAGAACAGAAAAAAAAUGUCUUUUAAUGCAAGAUUGUUAUUUUUGUCACUUGAAGUAAAAUACAUUUUAAAUAAAAUACAGUAAAAAAAAACCUCAAGGCAAUAUUUCUUAUUUUCAUUAAGUUGAAGACAAUGCUACUAAAAUAAAAGUCAUAAUUAUUACAUAAAAAGUUGAUAUUGACAGUACAGAUACAAAAGUCAUAAUAGGUGAUUGUCACAAAAAGUCAAAACUGACAAACAGUAA